CUGGCUGCGAGAGAGGAGCCUCCCUUCCCGUUCGCCCGUGAGCCAGCCGCGCGACCCCUUCGACUGGACACUACGCCGCUAUCCAGUUCCACCACGGCCGAGAUACUCCGGGAAAGUGUCGGUUAAAGUGCUCGUUCACGUGACUCUGCCCACCGGCUACACGGCUUCCUACGGAAAAUGGCAUCUGGAGUGACAGUCGCGGAUGUUUGCAAGACAACGUACGAGGAGAUAAAAAAAGACAAAAAGCAUCGAUAUGUGAUCUUCUACAUCAAAGAUGAAAGGCAGAUAGACGUCGAAGUCAUCGGACCUCGUGACGCGGCUUACGAUGCCUUCCUCGAGGAUUUGCAGAAGGGCGGUAGCGGGGAGUGUCGUUAUGGGCUGUUUGAUUUCGAGUAUACUCAUCAGUGUCAGGGUACUUCUGAGGCAUCUAAGAAACAGAAAUUAUUCCUGAUGUCGUGGUGUCCCGACACGGCUAAGGUGAAGAAGAAGAUGUUGUACUCGAGUUCCUUCGAUGCUUUGAAAAAAUCGCUGGUCGGUGUACAAAAGUACAUACAGGCGACGGAUUUGUCGGAGGCCUCCGAGGAGGCUGUCGAGGAGAAGCUUCGAGCCACUGACAGGAAUUAGGAGUAUUCCAGUGAAUCCCAAAACUACUAUUACGAGAUAAGAAAAUAAAAAUCCAAUGGAAUACAGUACAUCGCGAAUUAACUUCCCAGAAACAAAAAAAAGUAAUGCUCUAUACUGUCGUUGCAUCGAGGGUUCACAUUUUUACACAUUUUUCACUUUUAAAUGAGACCGAUUAUCGAAUAUUUUGCGCUACGUAUGUUAGUCAUCAAGGGAGCGUAAGCAUCAUUAGCAAAAAGUAAAUG
Ooceraea biroi (clonal raider ant) is the source of this 866-nucleotide messenger RNA. RefSeq names its product Cofilin/actin-depolymerizing factor homolog tsr (gene tsr). Gene Ontology annotation, cellular component: actin cytoskeleton. The record is from RefSeq and is a predicted model, not a curated record. NCBI's taxonomy places the organism in Eukaryota, Metazoa, Arthropoda, Insecta, Hymenoptera, Formicidae. Gene Ontology annotation, molecular function: actin binding. Gene Ontology annotation, biological process: actin filament depolymerization.